AACACAUGUUCCAAGAUGAUGAUUGAUUUAAGAGUCAAUCUCAGACGGUCGUCGCUGUUUAGUCUUCGUUAGUGCUCAUCUGUGCUGCUUAGGACGGUCGACGUGCGCGUGUGCUUUUGUUAGCUUGGAUUCGCCGUCAUUCGCUCACACGCAGCUCGAGGAAGAAUGGCCGAACUUCAUUUUCGGAGUCGACAUUGUCCACUAGGGAAGGACAACCUGCCAAAGUGUUUUUUUGUUGGCCUACUUCUGCUUUGGGUCGCUUCACUCGUGCAAAGCGCCGCUGCGGUCACAGUGACCGAAGUUCGUUUACAGACGGAUUCAGCGACGCAAGAUCAGUUUGUCCUAGAAGGCGAACCGGCCAGUCUCGUGUGUUUUUUUCAACUGAAGCCCAAUGAAGAAAUUCAGAGAGUCACGUGGAUUAAGGACGGGACGGACGAAGUCUACGUAUGGAGACGAAAGUUCCAGCCUCUGGCCAGGCUCCUCUUUCAGGACAGAACUGAUCUGUUGAACAGAUCACCAUCAUUUGUAAAGAUCGACUACGCUCAUCGGUCGAUGCAGGGAAACUACACGUGCCGAGUGGAAACGGACAAGGGUGUCUCAGAAAACGACUUUUACUUGAUAGUGAUCGUCGACUCGUGCAAAGAAAAGUCGUGGACAACGUACUCCGACAGAAUAGGUUGCACCGAAGAAAUUCGACUCGAUUGUACUGGCAUGUUUCCCAAACCUUCUCCUGCGUGCGGCGUGUACAACGAGGCAACGCAAUCCUAUUUGUCGACUGUACCUUUCGACACUGUGAAGCCAGUUAAUGGAACAUAUGAUGUACAACUGCAUAGGAUAUUCAGGAUCAAAGAUUGGAUCGAAUACCGGAACAUAUCGUUUCGGUGUCAUGUCAUUGUUCUGGGCACUGAGUGGAGAACUGGAAUGACGCACCGGCUCUUCGGCGAUCCCGGCUGUUUGAAGGAUCCUCCGGAAGUGAGGAACGGCUCGUUCAACCUCACGGGUGAACUAUCGUGUUGGGGCACGCCGGCUGAAGGUGCCGUAGUCCAGUACUCAUGUCCAGCCGGCUUCAACGUUCGAGGGCAUUCCAAGAUGGUGUGCAAGAACGGCACCUGGGUCGGGGUCAUAGGAAACCGGAACCUCGACGAGUUGAACUAUUCCCCGUCGGAAGUUAUCAGCUGCGGUAAGUUUGCCGACCCAAUGCCGCAUCAUUCUCAAAUGUCGGUGGUUGCUCCUAAAUAUGGAAGCGCAGCACGCGAACGGAGCAUCGACUGA
This is a messenger RNA of Galendromus occidentalis (western predatory mite), 1272 nucleotides long. RefSeq lists its product as uncharacterized. Gene Ontology annotation, cellular component: membrane. The record is from RefSeq and is a predicted model, not a curated record. The transcript is spliced from 6 exons. The coding region runs from base 166 to 1272 and encodes 368 amino acids. Gene Ontology annotation, molecular function: G protein-coupled receptor activity. NCBI's taxonomy places the organism in Eukaryota, Metazoa, Arthropoda, Arachnida, Mesostigmata, Phytoseiidae.